Messenger RNA from Impatiens glandulifera, 1617 nucleotides. RefSeq names its product fructose-bisphosphate aldolase-lysine N-methyltransferase, chloroplastic. Gene Ontology annotation, molecular function: protein binding; protein-lysine N-methyltransferase activity. Bases 38 to 1459 code for a protein of 473 amino acids. Gene Ontology annotation, biological process: peptidyl-lysine monomethylation. The record is from RefSeq and is a predicted model, not a curated record. NCBI's taxonomy places the organism in Eukaryota, Viridiplantae, Streptophyta, Magnoliopsida, Ericales, Balsaminaceae. The transcript is spliced from 15 exons.
UAUCCUCGUUUACUUGACAGUAGUAGCAUCCGAAAGAAUGUCUCUAGCUGCUAAGGCCAUAUUGCUGUGGAGCGUCGAUAUUUUGGGCUCCAAAUGGCCAAUCUUUACUCUUUCCAGUCGUAUGAGAACUUGCAAUCUCAACUUCUCCACUUCCUCCUCUACCCAGGUGACAAGAUGCUUUGACGAAGAUUGUGAUGAUUUCUUGCCAUGGCUAGAGAAGAGGGCCGGGACAGAAAUAUCAUCGGUGCUUUCAAUUGCAAAAUCAGCUUAUGGAAGGUCACUUUACGCUUCUAAGUCAAUUGAAGUUGGUGAUUUCAUGUUAAGAAUUCCUUUGAAUGUGCAAUUAUCACCGUGUAAUCUCCUUCCAGAAAUUAAUGACAUGUUGAGUGAUAAUGUGGGUGAUGUGACAAAGCUAGCUAUUGUAGUUCUAUUUGAGCAAAGGAUGGGCUUGAACUCUGAUUGGGCUCCAUAUAUAAGUCGUCUUCCACAUCCUGAGGAGAUGCAUAACACAAUAUUCUGGAGCCAAAAGGAGUUGGCGAUGAUUCGCCCAAGCACAUUAUAUCAUCAAACAAUGUGGAAAAAUAUGCAUAUACACAAUGAAUUUUUGUCAGCUAAACCAGCUCUUGAUUGCUAUACUGGAACCUCUGGACAAUUCGACUUUGAUGAUUUUAGACAUGCCUAUGCAUUGGUUGAAUCUCGGGCAUGGAGAAGUACCAAAGGAGUGUAUUUGAUCCCUUUUGCAGACUUUUUGAAUCAUGAUGGUCUUUCAGAGACGAUCGUAUUGUACGAUGACCACACAGGCCAAUCAGAGCAGGUUAUUGCAGACCAGAAGUAUGCACCAGGUGAGCAGGUUUUUAUAAGAUAUGGGAAGUUUUCAAAUGCUACUCUUCUAUUGGAUUUUGGGUUUGCACUUCCUCACAAUAAUCAUGAUGAGGUGACGAUUCAUGUGAAGAUACCUCAUCAUGGUAGCCCUUUGAGCGUAAGGAAGAUGGAACUCCUCAAACGUUUUACACCAAACAUUAAUAAAGAUGUCCACAACUUUCACUCUUCUUGGGAUUCUUUCACUAUCAGGGAAGUGAAGUCUGCUAAAGGGAAAGGAAAGGGAAUUCCGCAGUCCCUCCGAGCAUUUGCCCGCGUCAUUUGUUGCACAUCUUCUCAAGAGCUAGAUGAAUUGGAAAAUGAAGCUUCAAAAGGCGAUGGACGAAUAGCUAGACUCCCUUUGAGAAAUAGUAGCAAGGAAAUUGAAGCUCAUAAAUUUUUGCUGUCACAAAUCACUCUGUUGAUUACUGAGUAUAUCUCAUCUCUAAAGUCAAUCGAGACAACCACCUUGUUAUGCAUGACCGAUAAAUACACUCUCAGAAAGAAGAUGGCUCGAGAUCUUCUCAUUGGCGAGGUUCGCAUCUUGAAGUCGGCUUCUGACUGGCUGAAGAACUAUUGCGUCCAAUUAUUGGAUUUGUAGAAGAUCUCUCUUUCUCACUUUGGAUUUGUAGAUCAAUGAUUUGUUUUGAAAGUGACAAAUACAAUUAGCAAUUGUACCAGUUCAAUUUAGCUAAAAUGAGCCAAUUUUUGGCAAUAUAUACGUUUAACUGAUCUAGUUAUAGAUGUACACGUGUUUAA